This is a messenger RNA of Parascedosporium putredinis, 516 nucleotides long. The record is from the annotation of a GenBank genome assembly. NCBI's taxonomy places the organism in Eukaryota, Fungi, Ascomycota, Sordariomycetes, Microascales, Microascaceae.
AUGACCGAGACACUCAAAAUCACCGCAAAGCCCGACACCGACAUCUGGCGCAAACCCCCGACAUCGACGCCUUCAACGGUCCGCCGGCAUCCUCCUCCUCUUCCACCCCCGAGCACCAACCCUUCCUCCCAGCGCAAGUGGCUCAAGACCGGCGUCGAGCUGUACAACGGGUCCCCGCGCCUCUCCACCGUCGCCUGCGACCGCUGGGCCGAUUGGUCCGUCACCCCGCUCCCCGCCGCCGGCCUCGACCCCACCAACGGCCUCGUUACCGCCACCGUGCGCCUCGAGGCCUCCGUCGACCACCACGGUCCCAGCCUGUGGGUCUACGGCGUCGAUGCCGCCGGCGCCAAGGAGAGCCUGCGGGAGGUCUGCUGGAUCUUUGCCCUCGGUAAAGAAGGUGGCGACGACGCCGGCGAGUGGGAGGUCGAGGUCGCUGCCAUGGCGGCGCGGCCCAACAAGGAGGCGACCGACGAGCUCGAGGUCCAGUUUAGCGGAAUUCAGGUGGAAUGGAGGUGA